Molecule: messenger RNA, 755 nt
Organism: Microcebus murinus (gray mouse lemur)
Lineage: Eukaryota; Metazoa; Chordata; Mammalia; Primates; Cheirogaleidae
Product: alpha-1-acid glycoprotein 1
Biological process (GO): regulation of immune system process
Source: RefSeq, a predicted model, not a curated record
CCUCCAGCCACCAGCUCUGCCUGGCUGUAGCUGCCUCCUCUGCUCGGCAUGGCACUGCCUUGGGCCCUCGCAGUCCUGAGCCUCCUGCCUCUGCUGGACGCCCGCAGCCUAGUGUGCACCAACGUGACAGCCAGGCCCAUCACCAAUGCCACCCUGGACCGGAUCGCUGGCAAGUGGUUUUACGUCGCCUCAUCCUUUCGAGACGCCGAGUUCAAGAAGUCGGCCCAGGAGAUCGAGACGGCCUUCUUUUACUUUGCUCCCAACAAGACAGAGGGCACGAUAGAACUCAGAGAGUACCUAACCAUCAAAGACAAGUGCGUCUAUAACUUCAGCUACUUGAACAUCCAGUGGGAGAAUGGGACCCUCUCCAAAUACGAGUCUGGAAGGGAGCAUUUUGCUCACCUGCUGCUCCUCGAGGACCCCAGGACCUACAUAUUUGCUUUCCACCUGGAAGACGAGCAGAAUCGGGGAAUGUCCUUCUACGCUGACACGCCGGAGCCCACCCAGGGGCAGAUGGACGAGUUCUACGGGGUACUCGCCUGCCUGGGCAUUUCCAAGUCCGAAGUCAUGCACACCGAUUGGAAAAAGAAUCAGUGUGAGCAGCUGGAGAAGCAGCACAAGGAGGAGAGGAGGCGGGAAGAGGAGUCCUAGGAGGACGUGGCCUGGGGUCAGGACCUUGGGGACCCAGCCCGCCCUUUGUACCUCAGCUCUUCCCUGCACUUGCAUCAAUAAAACGUCUGCAUUUAGAACAGUCA